AUGCCCUCGGACUCCCACGCCCGCAUGCACGGCCUGCACGGCAAAAAACUCCUCUACUUCCUCAGCAUCUUCGUCUCCCUCGGCGUCUUCCUCUUCGGCUACGACCAAGGCGUCAUGUCCGGCGUCAUCACCGGCCCGUAUUUCAAAGACUACUUCCACCAGCCCAGUCGGGCGGAGAUAGGGACUAUGGUCGCUAUCUUGGAGGUCGGAGCUUUCAUUUCUUCCAUCACGGUGGGCAGGAUCGGGGAUGUGAUUGGGAGGCGGAAGACGAUUUUGUACGGGGCGAUAAUUUUCGUCAUUGGGGGUGCGUGUCAGAGUUUUGCUACCGGGAUGCCGAUGAUGUUGUUGGGGAGGAUCGUGGCUGGACUUGGGGUCGGGGCGUUGUCGACGAUCGUGCCGGUGUAUCAGAGCGAGAUUUCGCCGCCGCAUAACCGGGGCAAGUUGGCGUGUAUUGAGUUCUCGGGGAAUAUUUUCGGGUACAUGAGUUCGGUGUGGGUGGAUUAUUUCUGCAGUUAUAUCGAGAGCGAUUGGGCGUGGCGCAUCCCGUUGCUCAUGCAGGUGUUCAUCGGGACGUUGUUGGCCGUGGGCUCGUUUUUGAUCGUGGAGAGUCCGCGCUGGUUGCUGGAUAAUGAUCAUGAUGAGGAGGGGAUCGUGGUGAUUGCGAAUUUGUACGGGAAGGGGGAUAUUCAUAAUCCCAAGGCGAGGGAUGAGUAUCGGGAGAUUAAGAUGAAUGUUCUGCUGCAGCGGCAGGAGGGGGAGAGGUCUUAUGUCGAUAUGUUCAGGCGGUACUAUAAGCGGGUGUUUAUUGCCAUGUCGGCUCAGUCGCUGGCGCAGCUGAACGGGAUCAAUGUGAUAUCCUACUAUGCUCCUCUGGUGUUUGAGCAAGCCGGCUGGACUGGAAGAGAUGCGAUUCUCAUGACUGGCAUCAACGGGAUUACUUACCUCGCUUCAACUGUACCGCCAUGGUAUCUCGUGGACAGACUGGGACGACGCUUUAUCCUGCUUUCCGGCGCCGUGGCUAUGGUCAUUUCACUUUCGGCUAUCGCUUACUUCAUCAAUAUCAAUAUCGCUGCGACACCUACAUUGGUCGUUGUCUUCGUGAUUAUCUACAAUGCAGCAUUCGGGUACUCAUGGGGUCCGAUUCCUUGGCUGUACCCUCCGGAGAUCUUGCCUUUGAGUAUCCGAGCAAAGGGUGCGAGUUUGUCGACGGCGGCGAAUUGGGCGUUCAAUUGGCUGGUGGGUGAGAUGACCCCGAUAUUGCAGGGCUUGAUUGGGUGGAGGUUGUACUUACUUCAUGCUUUCUUUUGCGCUGUGAGUUUCGUUGUCGUCUACUUCAUCUACCCCGAGACAGCCAACGUUCGCCUCGAAGACAUGAACUCCCUCUUCGGCGACGCCACAACCAUCGCACCCACCCCGGAGACACUGGCGGAAGUCGAAUCCCUGUUCUCCGGCCACCGCUCACCUGUCCCGUCUUUCCGUCUCGGAGAUGGAGAUGAGCCGGCUGUACCGGAUGAUAUGGAUGCGUUAGAAGUCCAGCCUCCGAAUGUGGAGAUCCAGGAUGGGAAGCCCUUGAUCAAUGGCAAAGAUGCCAAUGGUGGGGAAGGGGAGGGCGUGGCGGGGUGGAUCAGUAAUAUGGUUAAGAGGACGAAGGGGGAGGAGGGGGCGAAUGGGAGUGGGAAGUAUAAGCGGGUUGGGCAGGAUGAGGAGUAG
Recurvomyces mirabilis is the source of this 1710-nucleotide messenger RNA. RefSeq names its product Ribulose bisphosphate carboxylase large chain. Bases 1 to 1710 code for a protein of 569 amino acids. Lineage: Eukaryota; Fungi; Ascomycota; Dothideomycetes; Mycosphaerellales; Teratosphaeriaceae. Gene Ontology annotation, cellular component: membrane. The transcript has 2 exons. The record is from RefSeq and is a predicted model, not a curated record. Gene Ontology annotation, biological process: carbohydrate transport; transmembrane transport. Gene Ontology annotation, molecular function: carbohydrate:proton symporter activity.